AUGUAUGUCGGCAAGGCGACCAAGAUCUUCAUCUUCAUCGUGGUCGCCGUCGCCGUCACCGGAAUCGUCCUGGGGCUCGGCUUGCUCCGGAGACGCGGGGCUCAUGACGAGUCGCACAAAUGCUCUCCCGAUUCAUGCCCGCAGCCCGUGAUUCUCCCCACUCCGGCGAACCCUAAUCCGUCCUCCAGUUUCACGCCCAAUCCGUCCGUGGCUCCGCCGCCGCCGCCGCCUCCUCCGCCGCUGAGCGAUAAUCCAGGCACGGGCCUCCCCGAUUCGCCGCCGCCGCCUCCGAGCAGCGAUAAUCCGGGCUCGAAUGUUCCGAAUCCCGCUCCGCCUCCGGCGACAUUGUCCUCUCCACCGCCUCCAGUGCCGGAUUAUUCUCCCCCGCCGCCUGUGGUGGUGUCGGUGUCGCCGCCGCCGGCGCUCAGUCCGCCGAACCCGGUUCCGGCGUCGCCCGGACCAGGAACUAAUUCUUAA
Molecule: messenger RNA, 477 nt
Organism: Striga asiatica
Lineage: Eukaryota; Viridiplantae; Streptophyta; Magnoliopsida; Lamiales; Orobanchaceae
Source: the annotation of a GenBank genome assembly